UAGGAUUGCAUCCUUCGUCGGGGACUGGGAGAUCCAUAGCUACUCUGGAGCCAAGAUCAGCCACAUCAGACAGAUACUCCAGAACUACAUGGGUCCUGCACCAGAGGAAUUAGUGAUACACGUCGGGCUCAACAACAGGGAGGAAAGUGGACCAAGGAUACACGAGCAGAUGCUAGAUCUACUCAAGGUGACCAGAGCAGCUUUCCCAACAACCAAGCUCUUCGCCACACAGAUCCCCACUUCUUCCCGACUCCGACAAGAAAAUCCGAUCGCCUACCAAAACAUCACCAGCUACAACCAACUGAUCUCCACUGCACCUUCACCAAACGACACCACAUUACCAACCUUCAAGGGCAAAAUAGAACUGAAAGGUAACGACGCAAUCCACUGGAGCCCAGACACGGCCAGAGAGAUCAUCAACUGCUGGAUGAGGAAUUUAAACUAGGAUUAGGGAAAAGGAAUGAGAAGCCGUCUUUAGGACAGACAGUUGUCAAUUUGAGCGACAGACUUCUCAACCCCCUAGAAAUGGACAUUCUUGAUAAAGGCCUUAAAUUCAUCCCAACCCCCACAAUAACAUCCAUAGACCCCAUCACCCAGGCAACCGAUCGCUUCCAAAGAACACUUUCGUUGACUUAUUUUUUUAGGAACAAACCCGGCAGAGGUAAAAAAUUAUUCACAGUAAAAUCCACAUGGAAACCACCUAAAAAGUCAUUAUCAACAGCCAUCCUAAAAACUUUCGACGAAAUGAAUAUAGAAAUAUCAUCCAUUCAACCACAGUCACAAAAACCAAAUCUCAACCGAGCAACUAAAACGGCAUUAAACACCCUUAAAAAGGACAAAAACAUAAUAAUUAAGAAAAGCGACAAAGGCUCGUGUUGUGUCAUAAUGAAUCGUGCAGACUAUAUCUCAGAGGCAGAAAAACAAUUCAGUAAUCCUAUACAUUACACUAAAUUAGACCAACCCAUCUUUAAGGACACCGCAAAUUUAAUAAACAACAUCUUAUAUGAAUUGCAGGAUAGGGAAUACAUAACAGCAAAACAAUAUGAUUAUCUAUCUGCUAAAUCUGACUGCCGACAAAGACAUCUCUAUACACUACCAAAAAUACAUAAAAAUCCAGAAACAGAAUGGUUUAUACCUAAUAAAAUACCCAAGGGACGCCCAAUAAUAUCAGACUGUGGCAGCGAAUCAUACAACGUAUCACAAUAUAUAGACCAUUUCUUAUUACCCCUAGCAUGCCAACACCCAUCCUACCUUAAAGACACUAACGAUUUCAUUCAGAAAAUCAAACAGUUAAGAGUCCCCGAACACACCGUUUUAAUAUUCAUCGACGUACAAAGCAUGUACACGAACAUUGAUAAUAACACAGGUAUUGAAGCAGUUAGGAAAGCAUUUUUUAGGAACCCGCAAGCAUCCAGACCGGACGAAGAAAUCCUCAAACUACUCAACAUUUGUCUGAGGAGGAAUGACUUCGCUUUUAACGACCAAGUAUACCUUCAGUCUUCCGGAACUGCGAUGGGAAAACGAUUUGCCCCGAGUUAUGCAAAUCUCUUCAUGGCGGAGUGGGAAAGGGAAGUUCUGCCACUCUGUCCAUUAAAACCAGAUUUCUAUGGGCGGUUUUUAGAUGACGUUUUCAUAGUCUGGACCUACACACUAGACGAAUUUUGGACGUUUUUCAACAUUCUGAACAAUCAUCAUCCAUCUGUCAAAUUAACCGCAAAUGUAAGCCAUAACAGCAUAGAUUUCCUUGAUACUACCGUUUUUAAAAGUAACAACACCAAAAUCACAGGCCAAUUGGAAACUAAAGUAUUUUUCAAAGAAACCGACACACAUCAAUUAUUGUUCAAAAGCUCCUUUCACCCAAAACAUACAUUCUCUGGCAUCAUAAAAUCUCAGAUUCUCCGUUUUCAUAGGAUAUGUACUCAACAGACCGACUUUGAGUCAGCAUGUACAUUGGUAUUUAGCAAACUACGGGAAAGGGGAUACUCCAAACGCUAUCUACGACGUAUAAAAAACAACACUCUAGCUGAGCUUGCCGCCAAAGAAACAAAUAAUAUACAAUCAGCACAUAAAACCAAAAUUUGUGGCCAUCCAAGAUGUCAAACAUGCAAAAUCUUAAACAUAUCCCACCAUUUCCAUAACAAAACAUCUGGCACAAAAUUCCCAAUAUUAGACCAACUUUCAUGCAGUAGUUCAAACAUAAUUUAUCUAAUCUCAUGCAGAAAAUGUGACAAGCAAUACGUAGGGGAGACUCAAAAUGCACUUAGGGAAAGAAUUAACGGUCACCGGUCUGACAUAGUCACCAAAAAAGACAAACCUGUCUCAAUUCAUUUCAACCAACCAAAUCAUGACAUUUCAGAUCUCAUUGUCACGCCAAUAGAAAAGACCAAGAGCGACUUUGAAACUUCAGAAGAAAUUAAAACGUUUAGGCUAACAAGAGAAAAAUUCUGGAUUGACAAAUUGAAAACAACAGCCCCCCCUAGGUUUGAAUAUUCAUACGGCUAGCGCAAUAGCUCCUUUUGUAGUUCCAUUUAGCGCAACAGCAGAAAGUGCGUCCAAAAUCAUCAGAAAACACUAUACUGAUCUCCAAGAAAAUCACCCGAAAAUAUUCACACAGAAACUUAUAAUUGCAUAUUCUAAAAAUAAAAAUCUGAACGACAUCCUAGUGCACAGUAGUUUCCACCCUGACCCAAAACAAACCAUAUAUCAAAUCCUAUGCCUAACCGUUAGUAAUUAAAAUCAAUUAGAUAUAAGAAUCCCUAGCCGUAACCCGGUGAUGUGGAACAAACACGAUUUUUUUAGAAAAUCCAAUCCGUUGUAGGAAACACACUAAUGUGGCUCUCUCCCGAGAGCCUCAAAUUUAUUUUCUUUUUUCUUCAGAAACAAUAAUACCAGAAUACCAGAAGCACCACCCAAGGAAGACCAUCAGCGCCACCAACACCAAUAAACAGUGAAAUCGCCUUUGUAUAUAAAUCUAAUGUAUUGUGCCAGGGCAAUGUUUCAUAGAGUGGAAUGAUUGACCUCAACACAAGUAUUAAAAAAAAAAGAAGCAAAACAGACAGAGAAGAAAACUACGAUUUGGAGGUGUUCCAAAAAAAGCGGACCAACACGAUGUCCGGCAACAGUAAUCCAAGAUGGUGAUACAUACCAACCAGGCUUAAAGAACCAUCUUCACCCAGCAGAACCCGGUAUACACACGGCUACCAAGAUAAAAGUUACAGCAAAGCAUGAAGCCAAAGGAAAUGUUUUUACCAAGUCAUGUUCCUCAAUAGCGGAGAGAGUUUUAUCCAGUGUCGGUUCUGCAGAAGAACCCAUUCAUAGCAGACCACCCAUGGCAGCACUUGUAAGGUCGCUACAAAGAACCCGACAGACUCUGCGACCAAAAGAUCCCACUGACGUGUCGUCAAGCCUUGACGAAGAUUUCAUCGAUCAUAGUGCACCGGGAUUUUAUCAAAAAAGAGUAAAAGUUGGGGAAAGGCGCCAUCACAUUUUUUGUACUGAUAGACAGAUGCAACUACUCGCACGCGCAAAAACUUGGUAUAUGGAUGCAACUUUUCGGGUGGUGAACAAGCCAUGGUCUCAGCUGUUUUCCAUCCACGCCUUCAUUAAGACUGGAGAGACCACCCGACAGUUACCAUUGGUGUUUUGUGUAAUGUCGGGUAAAAGCCAAGACGACUAUUAUAAGGUCAUUUUCAAAUAAAUUCAUCAGCAUAUUAUUCGUUUUAAAUAAAUAUAAAACUUUUAUGAGAAACGAUGAUUAUCAAAGAACCUCAGUGAUGAUAUGUGACUCUUUCCACCUUCCAGCAAUAAUUAUUGAGAAUUUACCAAGGACUCCAUUGGCAUUGAAUCGAAGAAAAACAGUUUCAAUAUUGGAUGUAUAUGCAAAUCACCCAGAAAAAGAUCAUGUAAUAACAAAAGAAAUUAUAAAAGAAAAAAAUGGAAGAAGAAAUGGCUGGAAAAAAUGAUGAUGGAGCAGCUUUUUCUUGUUACCCACCUCGGAAGAUCAAGUUGGAAAGGGCUAUUGAUAUUGUGGAGACGUUUUCUCACAGAUCUUGCUUAUCAGACAAAGACUAUGCUGGAACACCAUUGAAAGAGUAUUUGCUGUAUGAUAACAACAAGAAAACCCAAGCAUCAAUUUAUUUUAUACUUCUGGGAAAGAAUGCAUUUGACCCAAUUUUUAAAUAUUUAUUUUUUGUUAUUAAUGUUAAAUUUUCUUCCAAAACACAAUUAGAUUUUAAUUCUCUUCAGAAAUGUAUGUAUAAUAUAGCAAGUAAAGUGGCAUAUAAAUCACUUAGAAUUUGGUCAGAAAUCAUAAAGUAUUUAAUAGGCAUUACUAGAAACCAAAUGUAGAUCAAAUACA
Patella vulgata (common limpet) is the source of this 4357-nucleotide messenger RNA. RefSeq lists its product as uncharacterized. Bases 526 to 2502 code for a protein of 658 amino acids. The record is from RefSeq and is a predicted model, not a curated record. The transcript has 10 exons. NCBI's taxonomy places the organism in Eukaryota, Metazoa, Mollusca, Gastropoda, Patellidae.